AUGUGGGUGUGCUGCGAGGAAGCAGGGGUCGGGCGUGCUGCGAGGAAGCAGGGGUCGGGUGUGCUGCGAGGAAGCAGGGGUCGGGUGUGCUGCGAGGAAGCAGGGGUCGGGUGUGCUGCGAGGAAGCAGGGGUCGGGCGUGCCGAGGAAGCAGGGGUCGGGCGUGCUGCGAGAAGCAGGGUCGGGCGUGCAGAGGAAGCAGGGGUCGGUGCUGCGAGGAAGCAGGGUCGGGCGUGCUGCGAGAAGCAGGGGUCGGGCGUGCUGCGGAGGAAGCAGGGUCGGGCGUGCUGCGAGGAACAGGGGGUCGGGCGUGCUGCGGAGGAAGCAGGGGUCGGGCAAGGCGAGGAAGCAGGGGCGUUGCGAGGAAGCAGGGUCGGGCGUGCUGCGAGGAACAGGGUCGGGCGCUGCGAGGAAGCAGGGGUCGGGCGUGCUGGUGAGGAAGCAGGGGUCGGGCGUGCUGCGAGGAACAGGGGUCGGGCGGGUGAGGAAGAGUCGGGCGUUGCGAGGAAGCAGGGUCGGGCGUGCUGCGAGGAAGCAGGGGUCGGGCGUGCUGCGAGGAAGCAGGGUCGGGCGUGCGGUGAGGAAGCAGGUCGGGCGUGCUGCGAGGAAGCAGGGGUCGGGCGUGCUGCGAGGAAGCAGGGGUCGGGCGUGCUGCGAGGAAGCAGGGGUCGGGCGUGCUGCGAGGAAGCAGGGGUCGGGCGUGCUGCGAGGAAGCAGGGGUCGGGCGCUGCGAGGAAGCAGGGUCGGGCGUGCUGCGAGGAAGCAGGGGUCGGCGCUGCGAGGAAGCAGGGUCGGGCGUGCUGCGAAGAAGCAGGGGUCGGGCGUGCUGCGAGAAGCAGAGGGUCGGGCGUGCUGCGAGGAAGCAGGGGUCGGCGUGCUGCGAGAAGAGGGGUCGGGCGUGCUGCGAGGAAGCAGGGGUCGGCGUGCUGCGAGGAAGCAGGGGUCGGGCGUGCUGCGGAGCCAGGGUCGGGCUGCUGCGAGGAAGCAGGGUCGGGCGCUGCGAGGAAGCAGGGGUCGGGCGUGCUGGAGGAAGAGGUCGGCAGGGAGAAGCAGGGGUCGGGCGUGCUGCGAGGAAGCAGGGUCGGGCGUGCUGCGAGGAAGCAGGGGUCGGGCGUGCUGCGAGGGCAGGGCGUGCUGCGAGGAAGCAGGGUCGGGCGUGCUGCGAGAAGCAGGGGCGGCGUGA
Messenger RNA from Homarus americanus (American lobster), 1182 nucleotides. Its product is annotated as putative per-hexamer repeat protein 5. Bases 1 to 1182 code for a protein of 393 amino acids. The transcript has a single exon. The record is from RefSeq and is a predicted model, not a curated record. NCBI's taxonomy places the organism in Eukaryota, Metazoa, Arthropoda, Malacostraca, Decapoda, Nephropidae.